This is a messenger RNA of Drosophila erecta, 1069 nucleotides long. RefSeq lists its product as uncharacterized. The transcript has a single exon. The record is from RefSeq and is a predicted model, not a curated record. Lineage: Eukaryota; Metazoa; Arthropoda; Insecta; Diptera; Drosophilidae. The coding region runs from base 139 to 960 and encodes 273 amino acids.
ACCGAUUCCCAAACAAGCCAUUCGACGCACAUCGGAAACUCGAAAUUCUCAGCGCACAUUUCGGUCAGUGUUUCCUUUUUAAUUUCGUUACCGUAACCCAAGAUUUGCCGUAUUUGGUGUUCCGUUUUGGACUAAACCAUGUCGAAGGCGCAGCAGCUGAUGGCCAGGGACCAACUGGCGGCCAUGGCGGAGGAGGAGGCGCGUCGUAAACGCGUCGAAAUGCGUCAAAGUUAUGGUAACAAGUGCUCCAGCAUAAAUCUGAACAGGAUGCGCCAGAAGCACACAACCAGUGGUGGCGAUCUGAUCGCAACCAAAGCAUCUGCAAUGGAAGCUGCCGCCCACAGCAAAGCGCCUGUGAAAGGCAUUGCAGACGCGCCGGCGAUCAAGGAGAAGGACCCCUCAUUGCGUCGCAUUGCCUCCAGCUUUGCCCACGUACGGGAUGUGGUCAAUGGCAGUUCCGACGCCUUGCCCCUGGAGGAUUGCGAGGACGAUGCACGCGAGGAGCGCGCCGAGGUGCUCAUCUGCAGUCAGACAAUGCCGCUACCCUCGCCCGGUGACAGCGAUGAGCUGCCCCUUGACUUGCCACCUGGCAAAUCUCAGCCUGACUUUGAGUUUGAGCCUCAGCUUGAGCCUGAGUUUGGGGCUGAGUUUGGGCCUGAGUUUGAGCCUGAGUUUGAGCCUGAGUUUGAGCUCCCAAACAAAGACGCUGUCGCCAAGGCUGCUGACCUGGCGGCUUCUCUCAAGCUGUCCGAACAAAUACCCGAUGCACUGCACACCGAAUCUCGUGCCUUCGAGCGCUGGCAGCAGCUGGGCAGCACGGUUUCUGCACUGUUCCGUGCCCGGCGGUACAUGGACACGGAGGAGACACCGAUGGCACAGACCCGACGACUGAGGGAGCAGCGCGAACUGCUCGAGGCCUUCACCCGGCCCUUUCUGUACAACGCCUACAGGAGGGAGUAGUGAAUGCCGGCAAAACGGAGCCAACCCCCCAAUCCAUUCAAAUUCAAACAAAUCCCAGCGCAUUGUGUUCGAUUAAAUUCAAUUCAUUGGAUCUUGCGUCCGUUCACAA